Molecule: messenger RNA, 534 nt
Organism: Eimeria mitis
Lineage: Eukaryota; Apicomplexa; Conoidasida; Eucoccidiorida; Eimeriidae
Exons: 4
Coding region: 1-534 (177 amino acids)
Source: RefSeq, a predicted model, not a curated record
AUGCAAGUGCCCUACUUGAACCCGAACAGGAAACAGCAGCAGCAGCAGCAGCAGCAGCAGCAGCAGCAGCAGCAGCGGAUCUUGAGGAGGAUGGCGGCUGGCGGUCUCCCGCUGCUAGUCCAUCAUUGGACCAUCAUAGCAGCAGCAGCAGCAGCAGCAGCAGCAGCAGCAGCAGUAGGAAGAGUACAGCAGCAGCAGCAACAGCAGCAGCAGCAGCAGCAGCACCGGCUGAGUGGCGCUUCUCCCCAAGUGGCUUUCUCUGCUCUCUUCCACACAGAUCCAAACAAUCCGAUGCACCAGAGUCCCGCGCUGCAGCAUGGUGACACACGCAUUACAGCAGCAGCAGAAGCAGCUGCAGCGGAAGCAGCAGCAUCAGAUGCACCUGAAGAAACAGAAGCAAUCAUAGCUGCAGAUGAAGCUCUUGAAGCUCUUGCUGCAGUGGAGCAGACCCCGGCAAGCUCAAGGCAUGGCGAACCCCACGAGCAGAGGACGGGGCAGUCGCCGCCGCUGCAGCAGCAGCAGCAGCAGCGAUAG